Messenger RNA from Caenorhabditis elegans, 1005 nucleotides. RefSeq names its product Serpentine receptor class alpha-11 (gene sra-11). Gene Ontology annotation, biological process: G protein-coupled receptor signaling pathway; sensory perception of chemical stimulus. The coding region runs from base 1 to 1005 and encodes 334 amino acids. NCBI's taxonomy places the organism in Eukaryota, Metazoa, Nematoda, Chromadorea, Rhabditida, Rhabditidae. Gene Ontology annotation, molecular function: G protein-coupled receptor activity. Gene Ontology annotation, cellular component: membrane. The record is from RefSeq and is marked reviewed. The transcript has 5 exons.
AUGACAACAAAUAAUCCAGUCUGUGCAUCAGAUGCACACAUGGAAAUGUACUCCUCAAAACUCUACACAUCUGCACUUUUCCUCAAUCUAAUAAUAGCGACUACUUCGAUGAUUUUAACAGGAUUUGCUAUUCAAAAGUUAUUUAUGGAGUCAAUUAUUAAUAUUUCAACUAGAAUGUUCUUAUUUUGUGGGCUCAUGUGUUGCUCAUUGCACCAAACUGCGUAUAUAGUUUUGAGGAUUCAAGUGAUCUAUCAAGUUUUUUUUAAGCUCAGUGAGCCAUGUAAUCUUUACUAUCCAGCGAUUGACUGCAAGUAUGUCACUUUUAGUCUUGUCGCUGGAAACACUGGAAUGAUUUUUAUACAAUCCGCAAUGACUAUUGAUCGAAUUUUUGCAACGAUUUUCCCGAAGCUAUGGCCGAAGUUGAAGUACUGGCCGGGAGUAGUUUUGUCAAUAUUGAUGAUCGCAUGCAAUUACGCUAACGUACAAAUCAUAUUCUGGGGAGAUCCACUGACGGAAUACGUGCCAACUUGUGGACAAUUCCCAUCGAAAUCUGUUAACAGAUUCCAAACAUUUCUAGCCAUUGCACUUUAUAUGUCAAUUGCUCAUAUGGUAAUAAAUGUAAUUAUUCUUUACAUUAAUGUUCUACAGGAUCGACAGCAGAGUAAAUCGUUUAACGUUAAUCAGAGAUAUCAGUCUAGAGAAGCAUUGAAAUCUUCACAAGCGAUUUUCUUCCUUUCAAUGUCGCAGUUUUUUGCAUGCCUGAUAUAUUCGGUCUUUACAAAAGUGUUUCUGGAAUUUCAGCUCAAUCUUUCCCCGUUACAAUCUGGUCUGGUCUUGGCACUGAGCUAUACAACACCAUACGCUUGCAUUGCAAUUCCAUCGCUUAUAAUCUUUACUUUCCGAUUCAUAAAAAAUCAACGAUUACGGAAUAUAAACGAACUGAGAUCACAAACUGAAACCGGCGACGAGUGUAUGAGAAAGAUUGCCAAGAUUUGGGAGAAAUAA